AUGGUUAAGGAAACGAAACUUUAUGAUCUCCUCGGCGUCGCGCCUACCGCCAAUGAUCAAGAGCUAAAGAAGGCGUACAAGACUGGCGCGCUGAAGUAUCACCCUGACAAGAACACCCAUAACCCUGGUGCCGAAGAGAAAUUCAAGGAAAUCUCCUCCGCUUACGAAGUCCUUUCCGAUCCCCAGAAGCGCCAGGUUUACGACCAGUAUGGCGAGGCCGGCCUUGAGGGCGGCGCCGGUGGUGGCGGUAUGGCCGCCGAGGAUCUCUUCGCACAAUUCUUUGGCGGCGGUGGCGGCGGUUUCGGUGGUGGCCUCGGUGGCAUGUUUGGCGGUAUGCAGAACAGGGGACCGCCGAAGGCCCGUACCAUUCACCACACACACAAGGUCUCGCUCGAGGACAUCUACAAGGGCAAGGUCUCCAAGCUUGCUCUGCAGCGAUCCAUCGUCUGCACCAAGUGCAGCGGUGUUGGUGGCAAGGAAGGUGCCGUGCGCCGUUGCUCGGGCUGCGACGGCCAUGGUGUCAAGACCAUGAUGCGACAGAUGGGCCCCAUGAUCCAGCGCUUCCAGACCAUGUGCCCAGACUGCAAUGGCGAGGGCGAGAUCAUCAAGGAGAAGGACAGGUGCAAGGGUUGCCAAGGCAAGAAGACCGUUGUGGACAGGAAGGUUCUUCACGUGCAUGUCGACCGGGGCGUCCGAAGUGGCACAAAGGUUGAAUUCCGAGGCGAGGGUGACCAAGCCCCUGGUAUUCAGGCCGGAGACGUCGUAUUCGAGAUUGAGGAGAAGCCUCACGCUCGGUUCACCCGUAAGGAAGAUGAUCUCUUCUACAAGUGCGAAAUCGACCUCGUCACCGCCCUUGCCGGUGGUACCGUCUUCAUCGAGCAUCUUGAUGAGCGUUGGCUCAGCGUUGAGAUUCUUCCUGGCGAGGCUAUCUCUCCUGGUACCGUAAAAAUGCUCCGCGGACAGGGUAUGCCCUCUCCUCGCCAUCACGACAUGGGCAGCAUGUACAUCUCAUUCAAUGUCAAAUUCCCUGAGAAGAACUGGACCGAUAACCCAGCCCACUUCGAAGCUCUCCGCGAGCUGUUGCCUUCGGUUGCCGUUGAGGCUGUCCCCCUGCGUGGUGGCGGCCGCGGCUUCGGCGCUGGUGGUGCUAUGGACGAGGAUGACGAAGAUGGCCACCCCCAUGCUGAGCGCGUGCAGUGCGCCUCUCAGUAA
Molecule: messenger RNA, 1212 nt
Organism: Parascedosporium putredinis
Lineage: Eukaryota; Fungi; Ascomycota; Sordariomycetes; Microascales; Microascaceae
Source: the annotation of a GenBank genome assembly